Messenger RNA from Miscanthus lutarioriparius, 939 nucleotides. NCBI's taxonomy places the organism in Eukaryota, Viridiplantae, Streptophyta, Magnoliopsida, Poales, Poaceae. The record is from the annotation of a GenBank genome assembly.
AUGCCGGUGCACGUGGAGGUGACCAAGGCCACGGCGCCGGGUUUCUUUAACUCGCCGGGGUGGGAGGCGCUCUGGACGGAGUGCGUGGAGGCCAUGCGCACGCCCGACGGCGCGGUGGUGAACACGUUCGCGGACCUCGAGGGCCAGUUCGUGUCGUGCUACGAGGCGGCGCUCGGCAAACCCGUGUGGACGCUUGGCCCUCUCUGCCUCUCCAACCGGGACGUCGAGGCCAUGGCGUCGCGCGGGGACACGUCGUUGGACGGCGUCCGGCUGCAAAGCGCGGUGGCCGCCUGGCUCGACACGAAGGACACGGACUCCGUCGUGUUCGUCAGCUUCGGCAGCCUGGCGCGGAAGCUCCCGAAGCAGCUAUUCGAGGUCGGCCACGGCCUCGAGGACUCCGGCAGGCCGUUCCUCUGGGUGGUGAAGGAGGCCGAGGUGUCCGCUGCGGUGCCGGAGGUGCAGGAGUGGCUUGGGGCGCUAGAGGCGCGCACGGCGGGGCGCGGCCUCGUGGUGCGCGGCUGGGCGCCGCAGCUGGCCAUCCUGUCCCACCGCGCCGUGGGCGGGUUCGUCACCCACUGCGGCUGGAACUCGCUGCUGGAGUCCGUGGCGCACGGCGUGCCCGUGGUGACGUGGCCGCACUUCGCCGACCAGUUCUUGAACGAGCGGCUGGUGGUGGACGUGCUCGGCGUCGGCGUGCCCGUCGGCGUCACGGCGCCCGUGAUGAUGUUCGACGACGAGAACGUGGCGGUGGCGCGUGGGGACAUCGUGCGAGCGGUGUCGGCGCUGAUGGGCGAAGGGGAGGAGGCGGACGAGAGGAGGAGGAAGGCCAAGGAGUACGGGGAGAAAGCUCAUGUGGCCAUGGCGAAAGGAGGGUCGUCGUAUGAGAACCUGACGCAACUGAUUGAGAGCUUCAGGCAAUGUGGAGGCAGAAAAGGGUAG